Zymoseptoria tritici IPO323 is the source of this 1344-nucleotide messenger RNA. RefSeq lists its product as uncharacterized. Lineage: Eukaryota; Fungi; Ascomycota; Dothideomycetes; Mycosphaerellales; Mycosphaerellaceae. The transcript has a single exon. Bases 73 to 1344 code for a protein of 423 amino acids. The record is from RefSeq and is a predicted model, not a curated record. Gene Ontology annotation, molecular function: FAD binding.
AGAACAAUAAGCUCAUCCAGAGCAUACUCCUUCGUUCCCAUCCACCACUCCACAGACUCAUCACCCGCCAACAUGUCCAAAGGCAAAGUCCUCAUCGCCGGAGCGUCCAUCGCAGGCCCCACAGCCGCAUACUGGUUCGUCAAAGCCGGCUUCACAGUCACAGUCAUCGAACGCUUCCCCCGACUCCGGACCGCCGGUCAAAACAUCGACAUUCGCACAUCAGGCGUCACGGUCAUGCGUAGAAUGGGAGGAAUGGAAGCUGCGGUGCGAGACCAUCUCGCAGACUUUGACGGCAUGAGCAUCGUCAAGGAGGACGGCGAACCCGUCAUCGUGAUCAAAGCGAGCGGCAACACCGAACAGCAAUCCCUCGUCUCGGAAUUCGAGAUCUAUCGUGGAGACCUCGCUGCGAUACUCUACGAUCGAACCAAGGAUGAUGUAAGGUAUAUCUUCAACGAGCAAAUCACCUCGAUGCAAGAUCAAGACGGCGGGCCCAUCACAGUCGAGUUCCUCAACGGAACACCGAGAGAAACCUUCGAUCUAGUCGUAGCAUGCGAUGGAUCCACCUCACGAACACGAGCGAUCGGUCUGGGAUGCGGCGUACGAGACCACGUCGUCUCCGUGAACGCUUGGGCAGCCUACUUCUCCAUCUCGUCAGACCUUCUCGAAGGUAGCAGGAUAUGCGAAGGACAUUCCGUGCGUGGAGGCCGCCUCUACGCGCUCUCACCAGGUCCCGAUGGCACGAAUAGAGUUCUCCUACAAAGAUGCCACUCCCGUUCCGAGCAGGACGCAACGCUCUCCUUCCGUCAAGCCCAAGAACAAGGCACCGAAGCCCUCAAGAAAUUCAUCUACGAGCUCUACACGGGAUACGGCUGGAAAACGCAGCAGAUCGUCGACGAAAUGCUGGACUCGAAAGAUUUCUACGCUUCUGAGAUCCUGCAAGUCAAAGUCCCGUCCCUCUCGCGCGGCCGGUUCGUCUUGGUCGGCGACGCGGGGUACGCGGCAGGUCCGACGGGCGGAGGAACCAGUCUCGCGCUGACAGGAGCGUACGUUCUCGCCGGUGAAAUCGCAGCGAGUAAAGGCGACAUCGGAGCGGGUCUGAUGGCUUAUGAGGCGAGGAUGAAGCCUAUCAUCAAGGACAUGCAGACGAUUCCUCCUGGCGUGUUGACGAUGAUGGCGCCGCAGACGGCACGGGGGAUUUGGCUGAGGAAUUUGUUCUUGAGGUUUGUCAGUUGGGGAGUCAAGUUUAGUGGGCUGUUUGCGUGGUUGGGGGGUUUCUGGGCGAGUGCUUUUGGAGGGGAUAAGUAUGGUAUUCCAGAGUAUGAGUUUAGUGGGAAGGAUGAGUAG